GUGGGACACCAGGAGGCGCAUACUUGGUCGGCGUGUAUUGGUAUGUUGAAGAACUCAAGAUAAACGGUUGUCAUAAAGAAGCAAUCUAGUUUUUUCCCAUCAAAGAUUCGUCUUCUCCGUAUCCGCAAGGUUGUGAAGAAGAUGGUAACGCUGACUCUGAUGAACGCCGCGAUCCUUUGGCCUCCUGGUCCCCUAAAACCCCAAACACUAGUUCAGAAACCUGUUAAGCCUCGUUCGCUUUGUUACUUGAGGACAAAUGAGAAGAUAGCUGGUUUAUUUAGAGCAACUGCAGAGGAAGGGUUAGAGGAGCAUGAAAAUGCGGAUCCGUCUCAGGAGAAUUUUCAGCCACCAAAUACUGAAUCAGAAGCAAAACAAAAUGAUAUAUGGCAACUCUUUACUGAAGCUCAAAAAAACAUUCUUUACUUGAACAAACAACGGCUUAUGGCUAUUGAGGAGCUGAGCAAAUCAAACAAGGAGAAACAAUUGUUGCUGGAUAGGAUAGAUCAACUAGAGGCAGAAAAGAAGAAAGAAGCCAGAAAAGAUAAGCUUACAAUGUUCUGGGAGUUGCUUCUUCGUAUAGACUCAAUGGUCCUCACUGGCUUGAUUAACAAGGAAGAGGCUUAUGAUUUGAGAAGACAGGCUUUAGAACAAAAAGAUGGCAUAGCUGAUGUUUUCCCUGACAUGCUAAUGAAAAGAGAUGCUCAGAUUCUAUCAGAACUCCGUCAGUACUUCUCAGAUAGAAGCAAAAGGAAUGCAUUUCACAUUGUCCAUGUUUGCGCGGAAAUGGCACCAUUGGUCAGUGUUGGAUCCUUGGGAUUGUAUGUAGCAGGGUUAUCUCGUGCACUGCAAAGAAAAGGACACCUUGUGGAGGUUAUUUUGCCGAAGUAUACAAGCCUCGAGCUAGAAGAAAUUCAAGGGCUGCACAAAAUUGAUGCAGAGGCUUAUUCAUAUUUUAAUGGUCAAUUGCAUGGGAACAGAAUCUGGACUGGUGUUGUCUAUGGAAUCGGAGUUACUUUGAUUCAGCCAUUAUACUACUCAUUAUUUUUCAGUCGUGAGAAGAUAUAUGGCUACUCAGAUGACUUUGAACGGAAAAAAGAGAAGGAAAAGGAGCAUUUUAUGUUUUGCUUUCGAGAUCCAAAUUCACCCAUGAUGGAUGUGUUUUUGGGUUUGGUGCAGCUAUAUGAUUUAAGUUGGUGGAGUUCCAAGAAUUUUGGUUUUUCGUCGGGCGGGAUUAUUUACUCCAACAAGGUUGUGAUGUUGACAUCCAUGCAUUCUAAAGGAAUGAUAAUUCGUAGUUUUGCGCAUGGACUAGAGUCCACCUUAGCCAUUCACAAACAAAAGUUAGUUAUUGCUCCCUUUGGAUUUGACAACUCAACAUGGGAUCCUUCCAAAGAUAAAUUUCUUCCAGAAAAUUAUAGCGCAGAAGACAUGAAAGGGAAAUCUGUAUGCAAAGUUGCAUUACAAAAGUGGCUGGGAUUAGCUCAGAAUGCUUCUACUAUUAUUGUUGGAUUCAUCUUCUCAGAAGUAUCAGAUGUUGAUCUGGAGAACUUGAAGGCAAUUGUUCGGGAUACCACUGGAAGGAGUGUCCAGUUCAUCUUCAUGGGUAUCAGCAAAAUGCCAGACGUAACCAAGCCAUUGGAUUCUGUCCAGGAGGACUUCAAGGAUGGAAAUAUAUUCAUAUUUAACUAUGAUGAAGCUCUAUCACUGAUUUUGGCAGGAUCUGAUAUUCUCUUGUGCAGAUCCUUUCAUGAUCCUAUCUUCCAAGCUCCGCUCAAGGCUUUGAAAUACGGAGCUGUUCCAGUGGUAGUUGCUCAAAGUGAUGAAAUUUUCAGGCAUUUCGUAGACCAUGACCAAGAGACUACCAGAUUCCCACAGUUUAUGUGCAGUGCCUUCGGAAAUUUGUCCCUAAGCCAGGCCAUAGAUCAAAUAGAGAACAACCCGUCUACAUGGACGCGGAAGGUAACAGAUGCUAUGGCAAAAGAUUUCUCAUGGGAUGCAGAAUGCUCUGAUAUUCAUGUUUCUGCAUAUACAUUCAUUAAAGGUCUGUGAGCUAUAUGUCAUCUACAUGUACAUAUGUUUGUACAAAUACAAAUUUUUCUUGUUAGCAUUUUUGCCGAUGUGCAAAUCAAUGCAUAUGACGAUGCCCAUGUAUGAGGGCUGACGGAGUGUUGCAAGUAUAGGAAGCUCAUUCAGCCUGCAUUCUCUCAACUGGGGAGGAAUAGAGUUGAUGAGUAAGGGGAUCAAAAUUAGAUGGUCCUUGCUAAAGCUUUUAACCUUAAGCUAAAAGUCUGGGAUGUGCUUAAAAUUAACUGGAGGCUAUAAACUACUGACAUGUAAAUUAUUUGUAUAAUGACCCUAAUUCUUCCACUUUCUAUUCUUUAAUAAGAUGUCUGUCCUUCAUUUCUACAGUU
Molecule: messenger RNA, 2411 nt
Organism: Carica papaya (papaya)
Lineage: Eukaryota; Viridiplantae; Streptophyta; Magnoliopsida; Brassicales; Caricaceae
Source: RefSeq, a predicted model, not a curated record